This is a messenger RNA of Megalobrama amblycephala (Wuchang bream), 3351 nucleotides long. Its product is annotated as trichohyalin-like. Gene Ontology annotation, molecular function: GTP binding. NCBI's taxonomy places the organism in Eukaryota, Metazoa, Chordata, Actinopteri, Cypriniformes, Xenocyprididae. Bases 139 to 3351 code for a protein of 1070 amino acids. The transcript is spliced from 5 exons. The record is from RefSeq and is a predicted model, not a curated record.
AUUCCCUAAAUUAUGGAGGCCAAACAUCCCCACAAGGAUAGUAAUACCAGUAAAUUUUGACCUUAUACUGACAUUUUUUGGUCACCAUGAGGAAAACAGCUUAUAAAUCAUAUUAAAUGGAGUAUUUUGAAAAUGUAAAUGAUGGGUGUGUUUAGGGGUAGGAGAUAUAAUAUACAGUUUGUACAGUAUAAAAAAAUGUUGUCUAUAGAAUGUGGAAAUCCAGCAUGUGUGUGUGCGUGUGUCUGCUUUUUUUCAGUCAGAAUUGUUCUGCUAGGAAAGAAUGUAUCAGAAAACAGCAGAGUUGGAAACACUAUACUGGGAACAGCAGUGUUUCACAGUGAAGCUCCUUCAUCUUCUUCACAGCAGCACAGCGUGAGAAUCAGUGGAAAGGUGGAGAAGAGACACAUCGCAGUCAUCAACACUUCUCACCUGCUCCAGCCAGAGCUCUCAGAGCAUCAGAUCACACAGACAGUGAGAGAGUGUGUGUCUCUGUCUGCUCCAGGACCUCAUGUGAUCUUACUCGUACUGCAGUAUAAUGACUUCACUGAUGAGGACAGACACAGAGUGAAAACUGUGCUGAAACUCUUCAGUGAGAAGGCCAUUAAACACACUAUAGUGCUGACUACUGAUGAAGAGCCACGCACAUCAAUGUUACCUUUUAAGAUAUGGAAUAACACUAUUGAUAAUUUAAUAAAGGAGUGUGGAGGAGAACUUCUUCAGUUUGAUACAAGAAACCCAGAAUGGUGCUCUGAGAUGUUGAGAAGGACAGAGGAGAUGCUCAAAGAAGAACAUGAAGAAUUUAUCUUCUGUAACAGGUAUGAGGAUAAAGAUGAUGGAACAUCAGUGGACGAAGAUCCGGCCAGAUCUGGAGGUUCAGUCCAAAGAGACAACAAAGAGGAGGAGGAUUCUGACCUUAAUGAGGAUGGAAAACUCCACAAGAACAAAAAAACAGGAAGUGAUGGAGGAGGACUGUUUGAUACUAAACUGAGUAAUGAGGAGAUCCAGAGAGAAAUCACCAACUGCAUCUCCAUGAUCCUGCCUGGACCACAUGUGUUUCUCUUACUGAUACCAGUGGGACGAUUCACUCAAGAAGAAGCAACAGCAGUGAAGAUCAUCCAAGAGACGUUUGGUGAAAAAUCUUUAAUGUUCACCAUGGUGCUCUUCACCAGAGGAGAUGACCUGAAGGACAAAACUGUUGAACAGUAUCUGGGAAAACCUGGAUCUCCUUUGAUGAGCCUGAUUGAAGCAUGUGGAAACAGAUACCAUGUGUUCAAUAAUAAUCAGACUGGAGACCGAACACAGGUGUCUGAUCUACUGAAGAAGAUAGAUGACAUGGUGAAAGAAAACGGAGAUAGUUACUACUCAUGUAAGAUAGAGGAAGAGAAUGAGAGAAGAAAAAAGAUAGAACAGGAAACAUGGGAUGAAUAUUAUCAGAGACUUAAACGAGAGAUAGAAAGAAGACAGAGAGAGAGAGAGGUUCUUCAGUCCAAACAUAAAGAAGAGAGAGAGAUAAUGAAGAAGAUGAUGGAUGAAGAAAGACAGCAUCAUGAUAAAGAGAGAAAGAGAAGAGAAGAGGAAUAUAAAGAAAGAGAAGAACAAUAUAAAAGAGAUAUUAAAGACAUAGAGCAUCAUGAAACAAAGAUAAGAGAGGAGAUGAAGAGAGAACGAGAGGAAUGGGAGAGACAGAAACAACAAGAAAGACAAAGAGAAGAAGAGGAGAAAGAAACACAUAUAUCCAAUGAACUUUAUAUGGGAACUCCUGAGGAUCAGCUCACAAGCAGUGAUGAAGAUUCACUAUCGGAUUCAGGAUGUUUGCGAAUCUUGAUGUUUGGGAGGACAGGAAAUGGAAAGAGUGCCACAGGAAACACUAUCCUUGGAAAAAAUGAGUUUCACAGUGAAGACAGUAAAUGUUUGGUGACCACUAUUUGUAAGAAGGGAGUUGUUGAAGAUGAUGGUAAAUCAGUAGCUGUUAUUGAUACUCCAGGUCUCUUUGAGACGACACUGUCAAAAGAACAAGUGGUGGAAGAAAUAAUGAAUUGUGUUUUACUGUCAGCACCUGGACCUCAUGUGUUCAUCAUUGUGUUGAGUUUGGGAAGAAUCACUCAAGAGGAGAGAGACACUCUAGAGAUGAUACAGAAGAUCUUUGGCCCAAAAGCAGCAGAGUUCAGCAUCGUUCUCUUCACUAGAGCAGAUGAUCUGAAAAAACAAACAAUAGAAGAAUAUGUAGAGAAGAUUAACAAUGAUGAACUCAAGAAACUGAUCAGAGACUGUGGAAACAGAUUCCUGGCUUUUAACAACACAGAAAUGCAAGAUCGGACACAAGUUACUAAACUGAUACACAUGAUAGAAGAGCUGAAGGAAUCUAAUGAGGAACGAUGCUUCACUAAUGAGAUGUUUGAGGAGGCAGCGAUCUCCAUUGAAAAGAGAAGGAACAUGCUAGAAGAGAAUAAAAGAAAAAAACAGGAUCAAGUUGAAGAACUAGAAGCCAAAUAUGACAUGGAAGACAAAAGCAUGAGAAAGAUACUGGAGGAAAAGAAACAUAAAAAAGAUGAAGAAAGAGUGAGGAUGGAGAAAAUGUUCAGAGAAAAAGUGGAAACACUCUGGAGAGAGUUUGAGGAGAAAGAAAAAUCAGAGCAGAAGAAACGAGAAGAAGAAUAUCAGAAACGAUCAGAAGAGGAAGAACAGCGAAGAGCUGAAUAUGAUCAAAGAAUAGAUGAGAUAAAGAGAGAGUUUGAAAAUCAGAAAUUACAGUAUGAAAAACUGCAAAAAGAAAGAGAAGAGGAAGAUAGAAAGAGAGAAGAGGAACAUAAACAAGAUCAAGAAAAGAUGAAAAAUGAGCAGGAGCGCAUCCUGGCAGAGUUAAGAAGAAAACAGGAAGAGGAAAUAAAAAAGAGAGAUUCCGAGGAACAAAUGAGGAAGAAGCAAGAAGAGAAAGAGAGAGAAGAAUGGACGAGAAAAAUAAAAGAGGCUGAAAAUGAUGAAGAGAUUAAACGACGGCAGAGAGAAUGGGAGGAAGAGAAGAAAAAACAGAUGAGAGAACAAGAGGAAGAGGAAAGACAGAGACAAGAGAGACACGAGGAACAACUGAGAGAAAAACAAGAAGAACUGGAGAACAUUAGAAAUGAAUUUGAAACCAACAGAGAAGAAGAAGAACAGAUGAUAGAGGAGGAGAAACACAAACAGAUAAGAGAGAGAGAAGAAAAAGAGAGAGAAUAUGAAGAAAAGAGAAAUGAAAAGAAAAACCGUUAUGAGCAGCUGGAGAGAGAGAGGAAAGAGGAUGUGGCCCACAUCCGGUACGUGCGGAUUACACGUGGACCAGAUGUGGGCUGGAUCUGGACUGACACGAUGUAG